Molecule: messenger RNA, 5405 nt
Organism: Xenopus tropicalis (tropical clawed frog)
Lineage: Eukaryota; Metazoa; Chordata; Amphibia; Anura; Pipidae
Gene: slc9d1
Product: solute carrier family 9 member D1
Exons: 13
Coding region: 226-2259 (677 amino acids)
Biological process (GO): transmembrane transport; proton transmembrane transport; potassium ion transmembrane transport
Cellular component (GO): Golgi membrane; membrane
Molecular function (GO): potassium:proton antiporter activity; antiporter activity
Source: RefSeq, a predicted model, not a curated record
AAUGGCGCCUUGUUGUUGGCAGUAGUGAAACGAUAGUAUGAAGGAAAUGCUUCCAUAUGACUCAUAGCUGCUCUGUUGCGCUGAUGCCAAUAUAUUUAAAGUUAUAUAACGGUGUUCCUUAGAUAUCAGCUUAAAUGUGCUGUGGAAACAUCAGCAAUGUUUGACAAAGGGACUUGAGUAAUUCAUGUAUCCAGACACUUAUUUUGUUCAGUUCUGCCCCCUGUGAUGAAACCAACCAUGCCUACCAACAUCCUAUGGAUUCUUGCAUUACAGGUGUCAUACCACCUAGUACACACUGCAGAGCAUGAUGGAGUAGCUCAGCAUGCUAUAAAGCUACAUCGAGGCAAAGGAGCCACAGUCAGCCAGCGAAAGGAAUGGCUUCUUAACAACUGCCGAAAGCUGUCUGGCCUCCUUCAUCAGAAGAAUGUGGUGCUGAACAAGCUGAAUAAUGCUAUUAAAGCUGUAGAGAAAGAUCCAGGGUUGUCAUCUGAAGAGAAGUUGUUUCAAGUACACACUUUUGAAAUUUUCCAGAAAGAACUAAAUGAAAGUGAGAACUCUGUAUUUCAGGCAGUUCAUGGGUUGCGCAGAGCUCUGCAGGGUGAUUACAAGGAUGUAGUAAACAUGAAGGAAAGCAGUAGGCAGCGGUUGGAAGCUUUAAGAGAAGCAGCAAUUAAGGAGGAAAAAGAAUAUGUAGAGCUUUUGGCAGCUGAAAAACACCAAGUCGAAGCACUCAAGAACAUGCAGCAUCAGAAUAAAAGUCUGUCCAUGCUAGAUGAGAUACUUGAAGAUGUAAGAAAGGCUGCUGAUCGACUAGAGGAGGAGAUAGAAGACCAUGCUUUUGAUGAUAAUAAGUCUAUUAGAGGCGUGAAUGUGGAGGCAGUCCUCAGAGUGGAAGAGGAUGAAGUCAAAAGAAAUACAUCUCAACGACAAGUAGAGGAUGAUUUGGGGCUUAGUAUGUUAAUCGACUCUCAGAAUAACCAAUAUAUUCUGACAAAACCAAGGGAUUCUACCAUUCCCCGUGCAGACCACCACUUUAUAAAGGACAUUGUUACCAUUGUUAUGCUGUCUCUUCCAUGUGGAUGGGUAUGUACAAUGAUUGGCCUUCCAACCAUGUUUGGAUAUAUUGUGUGUGGAGUACUGAUGGGCCCUUCUGGACUAAACAGCAUCAAGUCUAUUGUACAAGUGGAGACCUUGGGGGAGUUUGGUGUAUUCUUUACCCUUUUUGUUGUUGGCUUGGAGUUUUCUCCUGAACGGCUCAGAAAGGUAUGGAAAAUAGCUCUUCAAGGACCUUGCUAUAUGACUGUCCUAAUGAUUGCAUUUGGCUUACUUUGGGGACACUUACUGAGAAUCAGACUAACACAGAGUGUCUUUAUCUCAGCUUGUUUAUCAUUGUCGAGCACACCUUUGGUAUCCAGAUUCCUUGGCGGAGGGUCUCGUGGAGAUAAAGAUGGUGAAAUUGACUACAGUAGUGUGUUACUUGGCAUGCUAGUAAUGCAGGAUGUUCAACUUAGCUUAUUCAUUGCUGUUAUGCCAAUGCUAAUUCAAGCCAGUGGAAACACCUAUUCAAGUAUUUUCCUGGAAAUACUGAGAAUCCUUUCACUUACUGGACAAAUCCUCUUUUCCUUGGUCGCUACUUUUCUUGUAUGUGUCAUUAUGAAGACCUAUCUUAUUGGACCAUAUUAUCGUAAAUUGCAUACAGAAAGCAAAGGGAACAAAGAAAUUCUUGUUAUGGGAGUAUCAGCAUUCAUCUUUCUAAUGUUAACGCUUACAGAGUUACUGGAUGUGUCUAUGGAAUUGGGGUGCUUUUUAGCUGGAGCUCUGAUCUCAUCUCAAGGGCAUAUGAUCACAGAGGAAAUUAUGUCCGUCAUUGAACCUAUACGUGAUUUUCUAGCUAUAAUUUUCUUUGCGUCUAUAGGACUUCACGUGUUCCCCACAUUUGUAGUAUAUGAAUUAACAAUACUGUUGUUCCUGACCCUGUUUGUGGUGAUCUUGAAGUUUGUAUUGGCUGUACUUGUACUGUCAUUGAUUCUGCCAAAAAACAGUCAGUAUAUUAAAUGGAUUGUAUCUGCUGGUCUGGCUCAAGUCAGUGAAUUCUCAUUUGUACUAGGAAGCAGGGCGCGUAGAUCAGGGAUAAUAUCCCGAGAGGUCUACCUGCUGAUCUUGAGUGUGACGACCUUAAGCCUUUUGCUAGCUCCUGCACUGUGGAGGGUUGCCAUUACCAAAUGUGUUCCAAGACCAGAAAGACGCUUGAGCACCUAAAAACAAUGUUUUGUGUCUCUUCUUCUCCAAGACAUAGUGCUGUUUUUACAGGCCACUAUAAAACUACACAUACAGAGAGUCUUCUGGAGGAAACCAUUCCAACCAAUUUAGGAGUUUCUUGAUGAUUCCAGAGCUUUGAAUACAGUUCAUGCCCAUCUUUGUAUUUGUUAUAAUAACUUAUAUCCUGGUGGUAUCCUUGAAUAUUUCUCCUCAAUGUGCCUUUGUAACUAAAUUAUUUUGUGAUUAUUUUUUUCAGAAAUACUAUACUAAUAUAGCACCACCUGUAUUAUACAGUGCUGAUAAAUGAAUUAUGUAAUUAGAGUUUUCAGAAAAGGCUUUUUGCUCAUCGUGCUUAUAAAAUAGGCAAUUUAAUAUGUAUUUGUGUAUUAAGGCAUGUAAAUGCUUUGUACUUCGCUAUCUAGGCAUGUGAUGCCUGCUAUUAAAAACUAAAGAUUAGCUAUCUGAUUCUCUGCAAGAACUUUCAUGACAGCAGUUAAUGUAUUUUUAUAUAAUUAUUGUAAUAUUGCUGCUCCUCUUUUUAAAGGGGACCUGUCACCCUGAGUCAUACUAGUUGAGCAAAAUAAACUUCACUAUAUAUUUUUUUUUUCAUUUUAGUCAUGGAAUUUACAGUCACAGCAAGCAGGCACUUAUGUACACUGUUAAUAAGGCAAACUUUGUAUCACCCCAAAAUCUUAUGCACUUGCCAUCAACGUGAUAACUAAAAGUGAUGAAUGGAAAGUUAAAGGAAAAGUAACACUAAGCGACACUAUGCGACGAUCGGUUGAUUGAGCCUAGCCUGACUCCUUCCUAUACAGAAGGAAGGCUAGGAUCGAUCAAUCGAUCGUCACAUAGUGGCUUCUGCCCUGCAUCGCCGUAUUGCCCUAUCUCAAAUGACCGGAAGCCAAGUUUUAGCAGGUAUUUUCUAAUAAAGCAUUCAAAAUAAUAAAUGGUGUGCAGGAUAGGGCAAUUAUUGGAGCAGAGUAGAGUAGAUUUUGUACUUAAAAAAUUUAGUGCUACUUUUCCUUUAAAGUAAUUGUAAUCUGAGCUGUCAGUCAUAUAUUGCCUGCCUCCUCAGGCAUAGAGGCAGGGCAGGCAAUAUAUGAUCGAGAGCUCUGAUUUGUAAAUAUGUUUAUAACAGGUAUGGAUGAUUAAAUUAAAAAAUUAAUGUGGGUUUCAUGUUUAAUUUUUAAAGGACUUUUAUUAUACAGCUUUGUAUGUGUGGGUGACAGGUCCCCUUUAAGGAUAAUCUGACAUGGCAUUAGAUCAUAGCUAAAAAAAAAAAUAAAAAAAUCCAUAGAUUGUUAGGCCAGCAACACCAAUUUCAUAUUUUAUAGUAUGGGUCCAUACCAGUUUAUUCCUUACUAUACUGCCUCCACCAGUCCAGGUAAAAGGAAUGUAAACAAAUUGUACAUUGCAUUCUGUACCCAGCUUAAAGGGGAGUUUUAUUUUUUUCCUCAUUCAUUUUCUUUGCUAUUUAGAGUUACCUGUAUUCACUAGUACAUUUUUAGCCAAAUCCAUAACUUGUGAAUAUUUUAUACAAAUUAUGCUUUUUCAGAGAACAUCUUCUAAUAUCUUUUAAAAUGGCAUUGUAGCAGAGGCUUUAAACCACACUGAAACAAUACCCUUCUUAGUAUUCCGAACUCACUCUUAUAUAGGCAACAAUAGUGUGGACUAUUAACAACUUGGGGGGGAAAGCUAGGUGAGAAAAUUCUAAGCCUUUACUCCAUGUUGUUGCUUUUUGAAAGAUUACAGGCAAUUUGGGUUUAAAUUGAAGAGGAGCGAUUUCUUCUGCUUUCUCCCAUCUACUGAGCUAUAAAAAACAGAAUUUCUGAAUUGAGGAGGAAAAUAUUUACAUAGACCCGGCUUAUGUCUUCAAAGGUAGCUGGGUUGUUGCCUUGGAAAUCCCACCCCUUCAAGUAUGAAAAAAGUAUUUUUUGUAUGUAUAUACUUUUUGGAUAUUGUUAAAUGAAGGAUAAAACUUAAAAUACUUAACUUUUAAUAGUUCUGUUAUGGGACCCGUUAUUCAGAAAGUUACGAAUUAUGGAAAGGCUGUCUCUCAUAGACUCUAUUUUAAUGAAAUAAUUCACCUUUUCCUCCCAUGUGCCACAGUCCUUAAGAUACAGAGAUCCAAAUUGCAUAAAGACCCCUUUUCCAGUAAACCCCAGGUCCCGAGCAUUCUGGAUAAUGGGUUCCAUACCUGUACCACUUUAGGUAAUGCUCUGAAGCACAGAAUAUAGACCUUUUUCUUAAAGACAAAUCUCUCUUGCACAAAAUAUUGCUAUAUAGGUUUCUGACUUGACAUGUUAGGUUUCCAUAAUAUUGAGCUGGAUUAAAAAGACAUAUCUGGACUUGUGAAGAUGUUGCUAAACACAUUCAAACUGAAAGAAAAGGGGACCAAACUGGCUGAAGCUUUCUUGAAUUAAUGAUCUGUAUAUGAUUUCUUAUUCAGGCCUCAUUGCACUAGACUAACCAUUGCUGUACUAUUUAUUUGCCCAUAAUAUGAUGUCACCGAAUUUGUCCUGUGCCAGUUGUAAAAGUAGUGGACAUGAAGAACUGUGUUACUUAGCUUCUUUUAAGAGCUAUAGAAAGAGACCAACAAUAAAACUGAUAUUCCACGAUCCACGGUUUCUGAAUUUAGCAAUGUGUUUUGGUUUUAUUUUUGCGCUGUUCAUGUUUUCUUACAAGGUGUGUUGAUUGUUAAAAUGAUAGUACAAGUCACUCUAUUUGCAAAAAUGCAUUCUCAGGGCAAAGCUUUUUAGCUUUGUUUAAAUGAUUUUACUGUUUUUAUCCUGCAGUUUUCAUUUAGACAGAUUGGAAUUUAGGCUUUACGGUUGCUAGAGUUCUGGGGGUUAUGUAAUUCAAGGUGCAAAGUUAGCUACAGUUCUUAUGAACUAUGCCAGCCAAUUAGCAUUUCUUCGCCACCUGUUUAAAAGAAAACAUCUUAUUAGUUAUUAUAGGUUACUGUACCAAGGCAAACUUUAAGGCUUAAUACAUGUGGGGUUCUGUGCUUAUUUCGAAAUUUAAUAUUAAAGCUGUACUUUUUUAAAUCGGGGAAAACAAUCAGGAAUCCAUAAAAUAAAUGUUGGAAAAUCAACAAUAUAGUAAAAUAUGUAAUACUUUUAAAAUAAAGGCUUUUAUAUUAAAAA